AUGGCAGAUCCGGCGACUCUUACACUUCAGAGACAACUCAAAGUAAUAAACGAAAAUCCGUCGCAAUAUUUCUCCGUAGGUCUGGUCAACGAGGAAGACAUCUUCGUAUGGGAAGUGACUAUCUUUGGCCUCAGAGGCACCCCAUACGAGGGCGGGCUGUUUAGGGCGCACCUUACGUUCCCCAAAGACUUUCCCAUAAGUCCGCCUAAAAUGCGAUUUUUGAGCGAUAUAUGGCAUCCAAACAGUCUUCUACCCCAAUGGGGACGUGUGUAUCUCAAUACUGAAUCCCACCGGAAGAGGUGGAUGAGACCGGCUAUGGACAGGCAUCUGAGGGAUGGCUACCCGUACAUACAGUGGGAUAAGUUUGGUCGACGAAGACAUCUAUUUGUGAGAAUCAUAAAUGGUCCGAAAGACACCCCUUACGAAAACGGUGUAUUCAAAGCUCAUCUUAAGUUCCCUAACGAAUACCCCUUCAGAGCGCCCACAAUGCAAUUCAUAAGCGAUAUUUGGCACCCAAACAUCACUCCCGAUGGACGGGUAUGUUUUGGAUUUUACUUGGAUUGGUACACUGGAGUACGCGGCUAUAAUUUGGUGUUAUCAGUGAUAUCGUUGCUGUCGGAGCCCUACCACGACCCGUGGGCUAAUAUGCUUAAGGAGCUUGAGAUGAAUCCGAUGGACACAUUCAAUGUGUGUUUGGUCAACGAGAAAGACAUGCAUUUAUGGCAAGUUGUCAUAUAUGGCCCCAAAGACAGCCCUUACGAAAACGGUGUAUUCAAAGCGCACCUCACGUUCCCCAAAGAAUAUCCGCUGAGUCCGCCCACAAUGUGCUUCAUAAGCCAUAUGUGGCACCCAAAUAUCUCUCCCGAUGGACGGGUAUGUGUGUCUAUAUUGGAUCAAAUUGGUUAUGGAGAGGGAUAUUAUGGUUGGACACCCGUUCUUACUGUCCCUACAGUUAUAUUAUCGGUCAUAUCGCUGCUGUCCGACCCCGACCCCUACCCCUAUGAAGUCGCCAAUUGGGAAGCCGGGAAGGAGUUUCUCAAAGACUUCGAGGCAUAUAAGCGGUCGAUAAGGAGACACCUUAUGUGA
Oppiella nova is the source of this 1086-nucleotide messenger RNA. The record is from the annotation of a GenBank genome assembly. Lineage: Eukaryota; Metazoa; Arthropoda; Arachnida; Sarcoptiformes; Oppiidae.